Messenger RNA from Larimichthys crocea (large yellow croaker), 1082 nucleotides. RefSeq names its product replication factor C (activator 1) 2 (gene rfc2). The record is from RefSeq and is a predicted model, not a curated record. Gene Ontology annotation, cellular component: nucleus; DNA replication factor C complex. Lineage: Eukaryota; Metazoa; Chordata; Actinopteri; Sciaenidae. The transcript is spliced from 5 exons. Gene Ontology annotation, biological process: DNA-templated DNA replication; DNA repair. Gene Ontology annotation, molecular function: DNA clamp loader activity; DNA binding. The coding region runs from base 88 to 861 and encodes 257 amino acids.
CCGUCUGUCUGUUGUGCUCCAGGUCCUCCAGGAACAGGAAAGACCACCAGCAUCUUGUGUCUGGCCCGAGCUCUGCUGGGAGCGUCCAUGAAAGACGCCGUCCUGGAGCUCAACGCUUCAAACGACAGAGGAAUCGACGUGGUGAGGAACAAAAUCAAGAUGUUCGCUCAGCAGAAAGUCACCCUGCCCAAAGGACGGCACAAGGUCAUCAUCCUGGACGAGGCGGACAGCAUGACGGACGGAGCUCAGCAGGCGCUGAGGAGGAUCAUGGAGAUCUACUCAAAGACGACACGCUUCGCCCUCGCCUGUAACGCCUCGGAUAAGAUCAUCGAGCCGAUCCAGUCUCGCUGCGCCGUGCUGCGAUACUCCAAACUGACGGACGGGCAGAUCCUGGCCCGGCUGCAGGAGGUGGUGGAGCAAGAGCGACUGGCGGUGUCCGACGACGGGCUGGAGGCGGUUAUCUUCACGGCUCAGGGAGACAUGAGACAGGCGCUGAACAACCUGCAGUCCACCAACUCCGGCUUCGGCUACAUCAACAGCGAGAACGUGUUCAAAGUGUGCGACGAGCCGCACCCGCUGCUGGUGAAAAGCAUGCUGGGACACUGCGUGGACGGGAACAUUGAUGCGGCGUACAAGGUGGUGGAGCAGCUGUGGGCGCUCGGAUACUCCCCGGAGGACAUCAUCGGAAACAUCUUCAGGGUCUGCAAGACCUACCAGAUGGCCGAGUACCUGAAACUGGAGUUCAUCAAGGAGAUCGGUUACACUCACAUGAGGGUGGCCGAAGGCGUCAACUCUCUGCUGCAGAUGGCCGGUCUGUUGGGUCGACUCUGCAGUAAGACAGGACCGCCUGCUGCCAGCUGAACCCGACAAACCACCACCUCCACCCACACCCACACCUCCACCUCCACCCACACCACCACCUCCACCCACACCUCCACCCACACCACCACCUCCUGCUGCCUCCUCAGACUGUCUGCCACUGAGGUUCUGUUCGGACACGAUGAUGAUGGAUCAGAUCGUCUGAUCGACUUUAAGUCUAUGAAACAAAAACUCACAAACUUAAUAAACGAUUUUUCAUUGAU